Molecule: messenger RNA, 6480 nt
Organism: Oreochromis niloticus (Nile tilapia)
Lineage: Eukaryota; Metazoa; Chordata; Actinopteri; Cichliformes; Cichlidae
Gene: lrig2
Product: leucine-rich repeats and immunoglobulin-like domains 2
Exons: 18
Coding region: 493-3678 (1061 amino acids)
Molecular function (GO): protein binding
Source: RefSeq, a predicted model, not a curated record
UUAGAGUAUCCUGUGUCAUCAACUCACGGGGCUUUGUUGUUCUUUCGGGAUGGAAAGACGGGACAAAAUUUCUUUAAUUCUUUGUAAACAGUCUGAGUUAAACGCCCGUAACAUUUCAUUUGGAUCAGUAUAAUCAAAAGCGGUUAUCGUACGGAUUUGAACUGAUCUCUUCUGGUGAAAAGUGGCGUGUUUGUGGGACCAACUCAGUUCAGCGGUGAGCUAGCUAACCUCUCCGGGAGGGUGUCCUGGCUGGAGCGGAAGGAAUUCCAACCACUGAAAGAAGAGCAGAAAUCUCUGCUGGGAUGCCCCGCUUAAGUUGGAAAAAACUGUAUUUUACGAUUCCACCUGGAAUCGUGACGAUAUAAAUCUUAAAUAUGUGCUUGCUUGAAUGGUUGUAAACUACAAAAACAACUCUGGGGUUUAAUAAGUAUUAAGUUAACGUGCCAGUUCUAGCUAGCCACGUAGCUAACUCUCAGUGGGAAGGCAUUUAAAAUGGCGGAAGGCUGGCCCAUUCCUUCGGCCCUUAUCUUCAUGCUGCUAAGUUUGAGUGCCUGGGCCAGUGAGUCUUGUCCUGCUACUUGCUGGUGUUAUAACACAGAGGAUGAGGUUCAUAUUCUGGACUGCAACAGAAGAAGGCUGUCGAUGGCUCCAGUGGAAGUCCCAGAUGGGAUAACCCAAGUUACUUUGAAUCACAAUGAGCUGACUGUUUUUCCCUAUCUUGGAGAUGUCUCCUCAAACAUCACAGGACUUUCUUUAGUCCACAAUCGGAUCACUGAGCUGUCAAUGCUUCAGCUACAACCAUAUGUUUCCCUGGAGACACUGGACCUUACAUCCAACUCGAUCUCUGAGCUCAGAGUUGGAUCCUUUCCAUCUAUGCAGCUGAAAUAUCUUAAUUUGAGCAACAACAAGAUCAGCGUCCUGGAGCCUGGCUGCUUUGAAAACAUCUCCAGCUCCCUGCUGGUGCUGAGGCUGAACAGGAACAGAUUGGCUGUGCUUCCAUCCAAAGUCUUCAGACUUCCACAACUUCAGUUCCUUGAACUGAAGCGGAACAAGAUCAAAAUUGUUGACAGCCUUACAUUCAAGGGGAUGGACUCCUUGAAAUCACUGAAGAUGCAGAGGAAUGGCAUCACUAAGCUCAUGGAUGGAGCCUUUUUUGGACUGAACAACAUUGAAGAAUUGGAGCUAGAGCACAACAACCUAACGGAGGUUAACAAAGGUUGGCUGUAUGGCUUGCGCAUGCUGCGUAUCCUGCGGGUCAGCCAGAAUGCUGUCGGCAUCAUUGGACCAGACGCCUGGGAGUUUUGCCAAAAGCUUGAGGAACUAGACUUGUCCGGCAAUCAUCUGACUAGACUUGAGGAGACCGCUUUCAAAGGUUUAGAUUUCCUGGAGAGCAUGAACCUGGGAGAAAACUCUAUCAGCCAUUUGGGAGAGGGAGUGUUCAGUGGCCUGUCAAGUCUGCGCACCCUAGAUAUCCGUAAUAAUGAAAUCUCCUGGGCCAUUGAAGACUCCAUUGGUGUAUUUGAUGGCAUGAAGAAGCUAAACACUCUAAUCCUACAACAGAACAAAAUCAAAUCAAUCACAAAGAAAGCGUUUGAAGGGCUGGAGGAGCUUGAGCACUUGGACCUCAGCAAGAAUGGUAUCAUGUCGAUACACCCAGAGGCGAUGUCUCAUAUGAAGCUGAAAGUGUUUGUCCUGAACACAAGCAACCUGCUGUGUGACUGUCACAUGCAGUGGCUGGGUCCUUGGUUGACAGACAGCCAGUUCCAGCAGUCUGUCAGUGCUAUCUGUGCCCAUCCUGUGAAUCUGCUCGGUCGCAAUGUCCUGUCCAUCAGCCCGGAAGAGUUUGUUUGUGAUGAUUUCCCCAAGCCUCAGAUCACAACUCACCCAGAGACGUCUGUUGCACUGCGGGGAAACAAUGUGACUCUGAGCUGCAUUGCGUCCAGCAGCAGUGAUUCACCAAUGACCACAGCCUGGCGGAAGGAUGGGGAGGUGCUGUAUGAUGCAGAAGUGGAAAAUUAUGCCCGGUACCAAGAGGGAGAGCUGAUCUAUACCACUGUGCUUCACCUCCUCAAUGUGAACUUCACCGAUGAGGGGCGUUACCAGUGUGUGGUCUCCAAUCACUUUGGUUCCAAUUACUCCAACAGGGCCAAGCUUACUGUCAAUGAGAUGCCUUCCUUUCUUAAGACCCCCAUGGAUCUGACAAUCCGGACCGGGACUACGGCCAGGCUGGAGUGUGCUGCUGAAGGCCAUCCAUCACCACAGAUUGCUUGGCAGAAAGAUGGAGGCACUGACUUCCCUGCUGCCCGAGAGCGCAGGAUGCAUGUGAUGCCGGACGAUGACGUCUUUUUCAUUGCUAAAGUGAAAACAGAAGACAUGGGAGUGUAUAGCUGUACCGCUCAGAAUGCUGCUGGCAGCCUGUCGGCAAAUGCUACUCUGACUGUUCUGGAAACCCCAUCCUUCAUGCGGCCACUGGAAGACAGAACAGUGGCCCGGGGUGAAACUGCUGUGCUUCAGUGUAUAGCUGGAGGCAGCCCUGCUCCUCGUCUCAACUGGACCAAAGAUGAUGGGCCUUUGGUACUAACAGAGCGCCACUUCUUUGCUGCAGCCAAUCAACUUCUUAUCAUUGUUGAUGCUGGUCCAGCUGAUGCUGGGAAAUACACCUGCAUCAUGUCUAAUACUUUGGGUACAGAGCGUGGCCACAUAUACCUGAGCGUCUCGCCAUCACCAAAUUGCGAUACAGGCACAGUGUAUGACCAGGAUGGCUGGACCACUGUGGGCAUCGUGGUGAUUGUGGUGGUGUGCUGUGUGGUCGGUACUUCGUUGGUCUGGGUCAUUGUAAUCUAUCACAUGCGUAGGAAAAGUGAGGACUACAGUAUUACCAACACAGAUGAGAUGAAUUUGCCAGCAGAUAUUCCCAGCUACCUAUCCUCUCAGGGUACUUUGUCUGAGCCUCAGGAGGGUUACAGUAAUUCUGAGGCUGGGAGCCACCAGCAGCUCAUGCCUCCCCUCUCUAAUGGAUAUGUCCAUAAGGGCACUGACGGUGUGUGUUAUGGAGACACAGGCAGCGAGGUGGAAACUGAAGGGAACAGCAUGCUGCACUGCAGGGUUGGCUCGCUGUUUACUGGCCGUAGCAGUUUCCACCCUGGGGAGCCUCGCGAGGGACUAGCUGGAGUCGCCCCAGGCGGUGCAGGUCCUCUAGUCAUUUGCUCUGACUGCUAUGACAAUGCCAACAUCUACUCUCGCACGCGGGAAUACUGUCCCUAUGCUUAUCUAGGGGAGGAUGAUCCACUGGACAAGACUGUGCCAGGUCUGAAGGAGAACCUCAGUGAGCGUGCCCAGCAUGAGGACGCAGCUCUGAAUAGCCUCACUGGCAAUCAGGACUCUUCUGUCUUUUUCACCUCACAUGAUAAAAGACUCAGCAGCCACACUCCUCCAGAGCACUAUGAUUCACUUAGCAGGUCUUUCUGGAGAGAAGCAGAAAAUCUAUCUUCGAAGCCCCCGCCUGGAGCAUCCCAGAUCCCAGUGACUGUACAUAGGACACCUCCUCUGACCUCUGCAACUGAUGGAGCAGCGGAACAGAGUGAAGCAGAAGUGGACUAUUCACCCAGCCAAUGCAACCAAGACCACAGAAGUGCCUCUAAUAGGACUAACCCUCAGGAGCAUCCGGCUCCCACAUAGGUUUUUACAUUCUGGCCACAUUCUGCCUCUGACACUUUGUUGCUGCAACCCCCCCAUUUCACAUUCACCCUUCACCCACUACCUCCAAAGAGACUCCUCAUGUUCUGCCAAAGAUGCUCUCUUGUAUGUUUACAUUCCCCUUUAAUCAAGAGGACAUACUAGUGUGCUCCAGUGUGGAAAGACUUGCCACAUCAGACCGGAUACAUGGACAGGUGAUUAAAGUGACCUCCUUUCUGACAUCUCCACCUCUGCAAGACCUCUUUCCUCCCAGAGCCUCCACUCUCCUUUGUUCUCACCCAAGAGAAAACUAUGAAUGUAUGCUUUAAAGAGCCAUGUCAGAUGCUGCCAUGAGAGAACACCGAGACACGGUCGAGUCCUCACAAGCUGGCAGUUUUGUCUCAUUAUUCCUGGUACAGACACCUGUUGGAGCAGCCUACAUGACUUGAGAAGAAAUCACUAGAAUACUGCCUCUCAAGCGGGAAAAAUGGGGGUUAAAGAGGGGACAGUGGUAGUUCCCUGACCAGCAGUUUUUGAUGGAUAAUAUUGGAAAGACCCUUGAAGGCAUACCUACAUUCCCACAGCCAUCCUGACUGACUCAAAACUAUGCUAUGGUAUCCAUUUAUGCAAAUCCCAGAGACAUGACAUCAAAAUAUGGUGUAUAUUAUGAAUAUAUAUGGAUAUAUCAUAUAUUAUCAAAACUUAGGUUUUUUUUUCCUUAUGUCAAACGCAGUUGAUAAUUCCAUAUUUUAUGUCUUCGUAAUGAUGAGCAGUUUGAGGACAAAGGGUACAGUUGUUGUUUUGGUUUGUUUUGGUUUGUUUUUUUGCACAUGAGACAAUCACAGUUUUGCUGUCGACCACUUUCAGUUAUUGUCUAAUGGAUGGCCUUUUAAACAAGCAUUCUCAGUAGCCUUGAUCAUGUGAUAUAUUUUUUUUUUAAUGCUUUUUUUUGUUUUUGUUUAAAUACAGUAUGCACUGAUUUGUUUUCCCUUUUCUCCUAUGUUAACAAGCACUUAAUUUAAUGGUGGCAAAAUUAAUUAUGCAGUGUGCAUGACUUUUUUUUUUUUUUUUUUUUAUAUACAAGUCGAUUUAUCAUCAUAGUUUAUUCUCUCAAAGCUAUUGUUCCUUCUAUGAAUAUUAUGUAACCCUAGGUUUCCACUUAGGACUGUGAACAUGAGAAUGUAAUGUAUUAUUUUAUACAUGUAUGUAUGUGUACAUAAUACUAGUUAUUAAAUUCAAUGUUCUAAUAAUCCAUUUGCUGAGAGGUUCGAGGUAUGAGCUGCAGUAACUUUGAAAACAUUAAGCUUAUUUGUUUUAAGUUUCUGUUGUCCCACCGCUAUCUUCAAAAUCUUAUAUGUUCUUUCAGGUAGCAAGAUAACAUUUUUCUUGAUAAUUGGGUGUUAUUUUCUUAGAAUUGAAAGACGGCACUCCCAACAGCUGCCUGGCCUCAGCAAGCUGCACUCUUUCCAAAUAAGAGCUAUUGUUAUUCUUUAGGUUUGGAAGCAAAAAUGCCCCCGUUAAAAGAAUGUCCUGGCCCAUCAGUUUUGAUCUAAUGAGUUGUUCUUAAAGUCUUCUAGAUUAUUGCACUUUGAAGUUGUUCAUCCGUGAUUGUUUCUGAGUGGUAUUUACUCAGUAUUAUUAGAAGAUUACACUUAGCUGCCAGUGUAUUUGAUAAACCUAGCAAAAAUGAACGCAGUCAAAUAGUGAUACUUUUGCCGUUUGCGUACUAUUUUAAUGAAUGAAUUUAAAGUGUUUUUAUUUAAAUUUUAUUAGAGACUGAUUCAACUCUACAGUCAUUUUGUUGGGUGUAGUUAAAUGUGUUUGUGCUCUAUACCAGUGUGAAUAGAAACAUUGCUUGUAUACAGUCAAAUUGGCUUCUCCAUAAUGAUUAUACAGUUGAGUAAACACCUUACCAAAGUUUUUUUUUUUUUUAAACUGAACCACUCUAAUGAAUAAGGAUUAUCCUAACUGCAUGAGUUUUUAGUUAGGUGCUCUAAGUAAACUGGCAGCUGAGUGUAUGUCAUGUUCAUAUUUUUCUAGACUUUUUUUUUUGCAUAUAGUUGACCAACACACGUUUGAGAAAUGGAGUAUUCAAAGGUACUGAGUCGAGGCACAGAAAAAAAUCACAAAGUAAAAAGUUCAUCUACAGUGCACAUUGUGAUGUAGCUUGAUGCUGUGUCUUCCAUGUAAUGUCAGAAUAUCUCAUUUAUGUGUUAUCAGUAACUUCUCAAAAAUGCAUUGAUUAAUAUUUUCCACAGAACUUCACCUCCUUGCUGGUACGUGCAGACAUGAAUUGUAUUUUGUUUCCACUUUCUUCUACCCGCACAUUCCUUUGAAUUCCUUUGAAUAACCUCAACUGUUACUGGCAUCACCUUUCCUGGCCCCUCUGUAUUUUUUCUAUUUUUUUCAUAUUUCUUUUUUUCAGUGGUGGCAGAUUUGUGUGUCGAUGUUCCCAGACCGUUGGUCAAAGUCAAUUUCAUGCCCCUCUUAAGCGAUACAAAAAUUUAAAUGAAAACUCGCUGCGAUAAGUUAUCCUAAUGAAGCUACAUAUCUGGGAGGCAGAAAUCAAUUCAGUGUUCAAUACUUUUCACCAACGCAGCCUAAAAUAAUGUGCAUUUGUUUUGUUUUCUGAAAUGCCCUUUAUGACUUUAUACCAAAGUUUAGCAGUAACUGCUCUGGCAAUAUCCAAUGCUGCUUUUUGUUUUUGUUUUUUACCUUGUUUCCUGUACAUUCUGUAAAGCAUGUCUAACGAGCCUUUUUGUUACAUAGCCAUUAUUCAAACAUUAAACGUGAAUUCUGAUCAUG